Ogataea philodendri is the source of this 2394-nucleotide messenger RNA. RefSeq lists its product as uncharacterized. Bases 1 to 2394 code for a protein of 797 amino acids. The record is from RefSeq and is a predicted model, not a curated record. Gene Ontology annotation, biological process: protein processing. Lineage: Eukaryota; Fungi; Ascomycota; Pichiomycetes; Pichiales; Pichiaceae. The transcript has a single exon. Gene Ontology annotation, cellular component: trans-Golgi network; Golgi membrane. Gene Ontology annotation, molecular function: serine-type endopeptidase activity.
AUGUCCUUAUCGAUUCCGCAGCGAGAUUACCGCCAGAAUCACUAUUUUAUGCUGGAGGUGGACCGCGGGGACGUUGGGUUGGUGCUGGAACAGUUCCCGCACGUCCGGUACGAGCAUCCUUCACGCGCCUUGGACAAGUAUCAGGUGUUUUCUAUCAGCAAGAGUGUGCCACUGGAGGAGGUUGAUUUGACAAUUGACCGGCUCCAACACCUUCAUGACACUGGCGUUCGUCUUUCCAAACGCGACACAGCCUCGCAAGACCCGUUACAUCGCCGCCUCGCACAAGUAGGCGUCAAGGCGGUGCACUUAUUACCUCCUAAAAAACUGGCUCGGCGAGCCCCCGUGCCCGUCACGGACUCGUCGCAGGAAAUAGUCGAGCAAGCGCAGAAGGAGUUCAAGAUCAACGACCCCAUCUUUUCUGACCAAUGGCAUCUGAUUAACGCCAAUUUCCCAGGCCACGACGUGAACGUGCUGCCUGUUUGGAGACGAAACAUCACCGGAUCGGGAGUGGUCACAGCGUUGGUGGACGACGGCCUGGACUUUGAGAGCGAGGACCUGGCCGCAAACUUCUGUGCGGAAGGUUCCUACGACUUCAACGACAACGACCCGCUACCCAGACCACGGCUCAAGGACGACUACCACGGGACCAGGUGUGCGGCAGAGAUUGCUGCAGUGAAAAGUAACGGGGUGUGUGGUGUUGGUGUUGCCUACAACUCAAAAGUCGCAGGAAUACGAAUUCUCUCUGCAGAGAUCAACUCUGACGACGAGGCCGUCGCCAUGGUGCACGGACUCGACGUCAACGACAUUUAUUCCUGCUCGUGGGGGCCGCCAGACGACGGUAAGGCCAUGGACGCACCGGACAAAGUCAUAAAAGAGGCCAUGUUGAAAGGCAUCCAAGACGGCCGCAAAAAUAAAGGCGCGUUGUACGUCUUUGCCAGUGGAAACGGCGCUUUCCACGGAGACAGCUGCAAUUUCGACGGCUACACAAACAGUAUUUAUUCCAUCACGGUGACCUCGAUCGACCACAAGGGCCUCCAUCCACCAUAUGCAGAGUCAUGCACGGCCGUGCUGGUCUCGACAUAUUCGUCCGGGUCCGGUGAACACAUGCAUACCUCAGAUAUCAACGGCAAGUGCACCGCCAAUCACGGAGGAACUUCUGCUGCUGCCCCACUGGCUGCCGGGGUGUACGCUCUUGUUCUGGAAGCGAACCCAGACCUCACCUGGCGUGACGUGCAGGCGUUGUCUGUGCAUGCGGCCGUGGAGGUGGAGUCCAACGACCCCAGCUGGCAGAACUCGUAUCUGGAAGGCAGACGGUACUCCCCCGUUUAUGGGUGGGGGAAAGUGGAUGCAGAGAAGUUUGUGGACGCGGCACAAAACUGGACGUUGCUGAAGCCGCAAUCGUGGUAUUUCGGCCCUGUGCAGACGGUCGACCUCGCGCUAGAGACAGUCGACACCGUGAAAAGCACAAGAGAGGUCACCAAGCAGGACCUCGAGGCGGCCAACCUGCACCACAUCGAGCACGUGACCGUGACGGUGAACAUCGUGGCCACGCGCCGAGGCGACGUGUGUGUGACGCUGGUGUCGCCGAACGGGAUCCGGUCCGAGCUGUCGCAGGGACGGCGUCUGGACAACGACCAGCGCGGGUUCAAGAACUGGACGUUUUCGUCUGUGGCGCAUUGGGGCGAGCCUGGCGACGGAACAUGGACGUUGGAGGUGAAGAACGCGAAGGAGCGCAACAGUCUCAAGGUUCAGGACUGGAGUCUGCAUUUCUUUGGCGAGUGUAUUGAUCCGGCCAAGGCCAAGCGGUUCAGUCUGGACGAGGACUACACUGUCAAGCCACAAACGUCAGAGGAGGACAAAAUAGAUACCCCGGAGACGACGCAGAUCGCUCCCGCAACCAGCAGCACGGUGGCGGAGGUUGUCUCCAGCACGACGAGCACGAUAGAGUCGGCCACCCCUACGGUCGACGACGGUAGCAAGGAGGACGACGGAGUCUACGAGCAAACAGACUCGCACUACGAGGAGUACUUUCUGUUCUUCCUUGCGCUGGGUUUCAUUAUCUGCAUCUGGAUGCUCAAGACGCGCAAACAGCCGGGCCGCGCUCGUCGCAGGGACGAGUACGAGUUCGACAUCAUCCAGCCCGAGGACGACUACGACUCCGAGUACGCCUCGUCGCACCGCCACAACUCGUCCUCGUCGAUCGACCCGAUGGCGACGAAAGCACGCAGCUCGCUGGACGCGUCCAAGUUCAAGCAGACCGCCAAGUCCGACCAGGACUACCUGGCCCGCGAGGACCAGGAGCGCGAGCGGCUGUUCAACACGUUCAACGGCGUCGACGAAACCGACCCGGACGGCGACGAGAUGUACCGCAUCACCUCGCACGACUCGGCAUAA